AUGAGGUGGCUGUUGGUGUGGACCGUGAUUACGAUUAGAAUUCAAGCACAGCCGAAACAACGUAUCGCUGAAGGUCCAAGCGAUACUAGUGUAAGACUUGGCGAAACCGUUGUGCUUAAUUGUCGAGUUGAAGCACAGCAAGGAGCCGUGCAGUGGGUGAAGAAUGGAUUUGGUCUUGGGAACGACAGGCAGUUGUCAGCGUUUAAACGAUACAGUAUGGAAGGAAGUACGAGUAAAGGCGAAUAUAAUUUGCGUAUAUCCGAUGUUGAUAUUGAAGAUGACGACGUUUAUGAGUGUCAGAUUCAGGCAGCUGGCAAUAAUCCAUCGCGUAUUUCUAAUGCUGCUAAACUGAAUGUUUUAGUUGAACCUCAGCCACCAAAAUUGCAAUCUGGAGGAUCGGUGUUAAAAGCGACGGCCGGUCAACUUCUACAACAAUCAUGUGUAAGUGAACGAGGAAAACCACCUGCGGAUGUUCGUUGGGCUAUCACUGACGAUGCAGCAGCAACAAAAGUGCUCGAAUGGUUGGACGAUACAAGCCAAAAUGUGAAUAAAGGUCUUGUAGCUCGCUUCGUAAUCCGAAGAAGGUUCGUAUUACGGAAGAGGUGCGUCGAACAGAUGAACGCACCUAUACAGUCAUCAACAACAUCACGUUUUUUUACGCCACGAUCCGAAGAUGAUCAGAAACAUUUGGCAUGUAUCGUUACACACGAAACGUAUCCUUCAAUGAAAUCUCAGAGUGUUUUGCUUGAAUUGAAUUACGCACCAAAACUUGAAAUCAAAUUAGAUAAUACAUCAGUUUUACGUGAACACGGCUCAGCGAUGCUUUCAUGUAACGUUCAAGCAAAACCUUUCGAGAAUGUUGAAAUUAUUUGGUAUCGUAAUGGAAGGGCGAUAAGCUCUGCAAAAACUGACACACUAUCAUUUUCCGAUUUGCAAAUUGAUCAUCACCAGUCACAGUAUGUGUGUUUAGCGAGGAAUUCGAUCGGUGAAUCAUCAGCAUCGUACAUUUUCAACAUUUCUUAUGGAGCGCAUAUUACGUCAGUGGAACAGCAUCAAGCAGUCAGUCCUGGGGAAGAUGCAUUCUUUCAUUGUGAGGCGAUUGGCAAUCCAAAACCAUCAGUAAAUUGGGUAAAAGUUGGUGACAAUCAAACUUUGGCUCGCGGCAACAAGUUUGUUUAUUCUUUUUUUUCCUUUUUUACAAUCCGAUCAGUGCAGAGCUGGCAUAGAGGUGAAUACGAUUGCAUUGCCAAAGUUGACGGUUUUCCUCCGGCUGUCCUCACUAAUUAUUUGCACAUUCGUGGUGCACCCUCAGUGAGCCUCACCGAAGAGAUCGUUGCGGGUGUCGGUGAAAGUGUUGAAAUAAUGUGUGAGGUGCACCAAGUGCCGAGACAAUUUGGCGUCGAAAGUAAACUCAUCAUACAGAGUUUAAAAGAAAUCGAUUUUGGAGUUUAUAAUUGCACGGCAAUUAACGAGUUUGGUCAGGAUUUCCAAACGAUGCAACUGAUGAAGAAAAGUGUCGUUGAUGUGAUGAUCAUUACACCUUAUGGCAAGCAGUUCGUUAUUGGUGCAUUUUCAGAAGUGCUACCCUGGACCUAUGCUGUACCAGUUGCUUUGCUUCUAUUUGCGCUAUUUCUUUUGAUCGUUUGUUGUAUGUUAUGGAGGUGCUGUCGGAAGAAGUAUAAAAAAGCAACAAGAUUCAAUGACGUCAAUUAUUGCAUUAAAUGCUUGAUGUCUAUUCGCAGUCUUAAAGCGAUCCUCGUUUCUGUUGCAGAUGAACAAAUGGACGUGACAGUUAAGUGCGAGGCACUGGAUGGCGUUCAGUACUUUCCUGAGAUGUACACUUCACCAGCACUCGAAAACCCUGAGUUAAUGUGCACUAAGGACUAUGUGCCUAUUCCACAGAACAAUCCCGACCUCGAUUACCUACCUCCACCGGCAUUUGUUGGUAACAUCUAUCAACCGUAUUUCAAUCAGCCUGUCGAAUGUGCCUUCGAUCAUCCAAAUGCUCGUUUCGAACCUUCAUACGGCAGCUUCACUUCGGGUAUGAGCACACCGGCAGGAGCGACACUUUGCGAUAUGUAUGCCUGCAACUCCUCACGAGUCGAGGGGCCACCAUUAGAGACUCUAACAGAAUUAGCGACACCGGAUAUGGAAAGUGGUAUGCCGUUAUUACCGAACGGAGUACGUCUUCAUGAACGACCAAUGAGCCGAACGUCAACUCACGUCUGA
Messenger RNA from Anisakis simplex (herring worm), 2229 nucleotides. NCBI's taxonomy places the organism in Eukaryota, Metazoa, Nematoda, Chromadorea, Rhabditida, Anisakidae. The record is from the annotation of a GenBank genome assembly.